Microcebus murinus (gray mouse lemur) is the source of this 4848-nucleotide messenger RNA. The record is from RefSeq and is a predicted model, not a curated record. Lineage: Eukaryota; Metazoa; Chordata; Mammalia; Primates; Cheirogaleidae.
UGUCUUUCUAUUUAUUUAAAUCUUCUUUAAUUUCUUUCAGCAAUGUUUUGUAGUUUUUAAUGUAUAAGUCUUACAUCUCUUUCAUUAAAUUUCUUCCUGAACAUUUUAUUGAAAACAGUUUUAGUUUUUUACAGAAUUUCUUUAUGCAUCAUAUACCAACACUUGCAAAUAUGGAUUAGAACUUUUCCCCUUUUGGUGUGUGUGUGGGGACAACCUAUGAGCCAUAAUGUUAUGUAUCUUGUUUUAUUUUUGCUUUUUUCAUUUACUAUAUCAUGGAAUUCUUUCCACAACAAUAUAUAAAGAGCUUCCUCAUUCUUUUUUUUUUUAUAUAUAUAUAGCUGUGUAAUAGUCUAGUGUAUAAGUGUAUUGUAAUUUACCCAGUCAGUCCCCUACUGAUGGACAUUUGGGGUAUUUUCCUUCUUCUGCUAUUGUGAACAUUGUUGCAAUUAAUUUACCAUUUCACACUGCAUGAUAAAUUGUGGAGUUUGAUCUCUGGGUCAACGGGUAAAUACAUCAGUAGUUUUGACAAAUGUUGCCAAAUUGCCUUCCAUGAGGUCAUCCUUGUUUGUUGUCCUUCCAUAAUGAACAAGAAUGCCAUUUUCUUCAUGGCUUUGCCAAUAGAAGGGAUUAUUAAACGUUUGGAUUUUGAACAGUCUAUGAGGGGGAAGAGUGUAUCAGUGUAGUUUGAAUUUGCCUAUCUUUGCGAACAAGACAAGCGUCUUUACAUCAUGUCUCCCUAUCUGUGAACUGUCUGCUCUUGACAUUUGCUGAUUUUUCUGUUGGGUAGCUGGUCUUUCUUUGUUUACCUUUUAGAUAUGAGAUAUAAAUGAUUUGUUCUCAUUUUUCAUAUGUCUUUGGACUUUCCUUAAGGUGUUUAUUGCCAAGAAGAUUUUUUGUUUCCUUGGUUUGUUUUGUGCAUUCUAUUUCAUCAGUCUUUUAUGGAUUUUUGAUUUGGGGUCAUAAUUAGAAAGGCCUUUCGUACUCCAAGGUUGUAAAGCAAUUAUCAGAUAGUUUCUUCUCUAUAAGUUUUUAUAUGUUUAUUAUUUUCACAUUUAAAUAUUUGGGUUGUUUUUUUUUGUUUGAUCUGAGGGAUAUUAUUUUCCAUGCUUGUUUCCGGCCCAGUCAUUCUAUUGCCAAGAAUCCUUUCUCCCAAGUUUUGAAAGCAGAAGCCGGGACAUGUGCUUCUCCCCUCCCACAGGACACCUCCCGUCCUCCCUGGAGGAAAUGCAGGCAGGGCCCCGGGGCUGCUGAUAAAACUCAAAGAUUACUCUCCCCAGCUCUCUGUUAACAUAAAAUACAAUACAUGAUGAGAAUGCGCUUGCUUUUCAUUUCACAAGUCUUUACUGAGGACAACUAUAUGUAAGGAAUCCAGUCAUUUAUGAGCAUUUUCCAGCACCUGCUGUGUGUCUGGUAUUACUGAAGGCGCUGGAUUCGGAGAUGAAGGAGACAGUGGAAGGAGGCAGAAUGGUGUGCCCCACAAUGUCAAGUUACCAACAAGAAAUAAUACCUGGUAUGGGUGCCACAAAUUCAGGUUCUGGGAGAGCAGUUCCCAGGCCUGGAACACUCACUUGAUGCUACUGGCAUUAUUAAUAAUUAUCAUUGAUAUUAUGAUUAUUUUAUUAUGAAAUGAUCACUAACCCAUUAUACUUCAUACCAUUUAUAUCAGAAUAAUAAUGCCCAAUAGCAACAGCUGUGUCUCAGGCCAGCUGUAUCUUGUCAUGUGCAUGCCUGUAAGGAGCUCUACAAAAGAAAGCCUAGCAUCCCCGCUUCACAGCUCAGGGAAGCCAAGGUUAGCACCACCCAGGCCUCCCGGGGUGAGUCAGCGUGCUCUCCCCACCACGACACUUCGCUCCCACACACACUGUGUUGCUGAACUGUGGCAAAUCAGUUUUCAAAAUGAGCUGACAGGUGGCAAAAAUUACAACGGGUAGAUACGGCCGCCCCCAUUUCACACAAAAAAACCUGAGAAAGCCACUUGACUCAUCCUCUCUGGUGAAGUUCUUCUGACUUCAGAUCCGGCAUGGAAUGGGGCUCUCAGCCCUGAGUAUCUCUGCGGCUCCACAGGGCCUGCGGACUGCAGACCGGGUGGCUAUGGGCCCCUGCCCCAAAGAGCAGUACUGGGAGCCCCUGCUGCACCGCUGCAUCUCCUGCAAAUCUACCUGCAACCAUCGGAACCAGCACACCUGUACAGCCUUCUGCAAGUCACUCAGCUGCCGCAAGGAGCAAGGCAAGUACUAUGACUAUCUCCUGAGGGACUGCAUCAGCUGCAUCUCCACCUGUGGACAGCACCCCAAGCAGUGUGCAUACUUCUGUGAGAACAAGCUCAGGAGCAGAGUGAACUUCCCACCAGCGCUCAGGAGACAGCAGAGUGAGGAGGCUGAAACCAGGUCAGACAACUCUGGAAGGUACCAGGCAUCAGAGCACAGAGGCUCAGAGGCAGGCCCAGCUCCCCCUGGGCCCAAGCUGAGUGCAGACCAGCUGGCGCUGGCCUACAGCACGCUGGGUCUCUGCCUGUGCGCCAUCUUCUGCUGCUUCCUCGUGGCCAUGGCCUGCUUCCUCAAGAGGAGGCGCGAUCAGGUCUCCUGCCAGCCCCCCGCAGGGCCCUGUGGGUCCCCGGCCAAGUCUUCGCAGGAUGAUGCGAUGGAAGCCGGCAGCCCCACCGGCGCGGCGCCCGAACCCGUUGAGACGUGCAGCUUCUGCUUCCCCGAGCGCAGGGCGCCCACCCAGGAGAGCGCUGGCGCGCCCGGGACCCCUGGUCUCGCUGGGACCGCGGCCCUGCAGCCCUGCGCGCGCGCCUCCGACGGCUGCCUCGGCGUCGUGUGCGCGCCCGCCAAGGAGGGGGGCCCGGGCGCGUGAGGGGUGGGGAGAGAGACGGAGACGGACGGAGGGAGAGCGGUGCCCGCGUGGGGAGAGACCCGGGCAGCAGAGGGGGAGAGGUGCCGGAGGAGGAGGCCGGGUCACUCUGUAUCCCAGUUCCCAGUGCAAGUUGUAGGUCGCCAUCACCUGACUACGCGUGUCUUACAUGCAAUAAAGUAGCCCCCGAGAACCCCUUUUCCUGUAAAAUAAAACCUUUGGGGCUGCCCUUCAUUGGACUUUGGUCGUGUCUGCGGAUGAACCAAGACGGCCCUCCUGUCACCCUCCUGGGCUCAAGGCUGCGACACAUGCUGCUACCUCAGCUCAGCACAGAAGGACCCACCAUCUCACCAGGCUCCUGAGGAAGUCUGUGAACGCGGGUUGGGCAGUAAGCAGCAAAGUACCGCUUGGCCUUUCCUGCCCCCUUUCACUUAAGAGGGAGAGCAGAAAGAGAUCACAGAAUGGUGGGCAGGAAGGCACCUGUGCAAACACCAGGAGAAUGAGGUGCUCGACUUGUCUUCGUUUCUUUCACACAAAUGCCCUUCCCUGCCUCUUCAUGGCAUGAAGCACAGGGUGUGUGUGCAUGUGCCUGUGUGUAUGUGUGUUUCGGGGGUUUGGGGUAGACAGGAAGGGAAUUAUUCACCCUGCACCACCCCAAAUUAUCUUGCAUACCUGCACACACCAAAGGGCCAUGUAGGACACUUUGGGAGGUGCAGACAAGACACCUGAGGCACCAUCCUCAGACUAACAGGUUGCAUUAGUUUGCUAGGGCUGCCUUCAUGAAGUGUCACAGACUGGCUUCAACAACAAAGUCAUUGUCUCACAGUCUGGACGCCAGAAAUCCAAGAUCUAGGUGUCAGCAGGGUGGGUUCUUUCCGAGGGCUGCAUGGGAAGGUCUGUUCCAGGCCUCUCCUUGGUGUGACUGUGGCCGUCUUCUCCCUGCAUCUCUUCACCUCUUCCCUCUUCACACGUCUGCGUCUGUCACAAUUUCCCCUUUUUAUAAGGAUACCAGUCACACUGGAGAAGGGCCCACCCUACUGACCUCAUUUUACCUUACCUCUGUAAAGACCUUAUCUUCAAAUAAGACUGUGUUGUGAAGUGCUAGGGGUUAGGGCUUCAACAUAGGUCAGGGGGAAAAUUCAACCAGUAACACGGGCCCUCCCGAGGCCACCUCUGCUUCGUCUUUGUCUGCAGGUGCGCUGGCAUCUAAAAUGUGUCUGUCCAAGAUGAGUGUCUGGUUACCCAGGGAACUGCCACCCCACGCAGCCAGCGCCACAUCUUGGUGGCAUUGUUCCUCUCCAUCAUGCCCAAUGUAAGCAGCUUCCUUCCUCGUGACAGGGUGGACGCCAGCCCUGUGCUGUUGCAGACACUUGCUGGGUGCUGGUGAAGUAACACUGCACUAGUGAGCCGCAGAGAUGUAGCUUAGAUACUAAGGCUUAUCUGAAAGAUGCACAGAUUCCUAUUCCUUCAGACCUGUGGUUUUCUAAUACUGCUCGUCUGAACCCAGUGAUGCCUCUGGAAUUUCAGGGGAUGUUGGGAUGCUGAGAACACAGGGUGCUGAAUGCCCAACCCCAGGUCAAUUAGAUACAAAUAAUCUUGUAGGUUUUGGGGGGUCAGUUUUUCAAUUGCUCUUGAGUGUUUUUUUUUUAGGGGGAUCCUUUACUAGAAAGAACAUCUGAAACUCUAUAUACUGUCAAUUUUAUCUAUGUUCUGUUUGUCCCACCUCCAAAAUAUAUCCUGAUUCCACCCACUUGUCAUGACCUCCUUUUUUUUUAAGAGAUGGGGUCUUGCUAUGUUGCCCAGGCUGGCUUCAAACUCCUGGGCACAAGUGAUCCUCCUGUAUAGCUGGCUGUACAGGUGUAUGCAUCAUCACUCCUGGCCAAUUAACACAAAAUUUUUUUAGAGAUAGAGUCUUGCUAUGUUGCCCAAGUUGGUCAUGUGUCAUGACCCCUUUAAUCUGAGUUCCCACCAUUUCCCACCCUCCCCACUGGCCUC